UGCCAAGGACAUCGCAUCUCUUCAAAGCUUCAUGCCUUACAGCCAUCACUCUCACUCUGGCCAAUUCUGCAAACAUGCCUCGGGCACUCUUGAGGAGGUAGUGCUCGAAGCUAUUAGACAAGGCUUUGAAUUAUUUGGCCUAACGGAACAUGCUCCUCGUUAUCGCACUGUUGACCUCUAUCCUGAAGAGGAAGGCCUUUCUCCAGAAGAUCUCCAUGGGCAGUUCAGCGACUUUGUGUUGGAGGCGCACCGACUCAAGGAAAUAUACUCUAGCAAGAUCAAGUUACUCGUCGGUCUCGAGACAGAGUACAUCCAGCCUGCUGACAUUGACCCUCUGGAGGCUUUACUCAAGUCUUAUGGCAGUCAUAUCGAAUACAUCGUUGGCUCAGUUCAUCAUGUGAACAGUAUACCCAUUGACUUCGAUUUGGAGACCUACAAGAAAGCGGUGGCUAGUUUCCCGACGGAAAAUGACCAGCAAUUGGAGACGUAUCUUUGCACAUAUUUUGAUGCUCAAUACGGGCUUAUGCAACGGCUCCAUCCCGAAGUCAUCGGACACAUCGACCUGUGCCGUCUUUAUACUCCCGAUCUCUCUUUGAAGGACUAUCCAGCUGUGUGGGGAAAACUGAAGAGGAACGUCCGCUUUGCAACAGAGUAUGGCGCUCUGUUUGAACUGAAUGCAGCGGCGUUCAGAAAGGGAUGGUCUUCUGCAUACCCUGCGAAGGAUAUAGUCACAGUAAUUCAGGAGCAUGGUGGUCGCUUCGCUUUAUCGGAUGACAGCCAUGGCCCUCAUGCUGUCGGACUGAAUUACCCCCGCCUAUUGGAAUAUGCCCGUCGUGUUAUUAUUAAGGAGUUGUGGACACUUGAGAAAUCCGACGAAGCUAACGUUGGAGGACGUUUUGUUCGUGCUCGAAAGGUUGAAGGGGAUUGGUGGGAGCAUCCGUUCUGGAGUAAAGCUAGUAAUCUCAGCUAAAAUGUAGUAAAGUGUACUGCCAUAGCAAGCAAGCUAUACUCAUGUCUUUGGAUUCUGUAUAUUGCAUUUCUAUGAAACACACGAUAAGUGAACUCG
Somion occarium is the source of this 1066-nucleotide messenger RNA. The record is from the annotation of a GenBank genome assembly. NCBI's taxonomy places the organism in Eukaryota, Fungi, Basidiomycota, Agaricomycetes, Polyporales, Cerrenaceae.